CUCUCUCAGCUGCAGGGAUUUGUCCUCCACAAGAAUGGGGGUGGGAGGGAACAAGGAAUGGAAGCGAGCAGGGAGCAGGAGCUAGAGAAUGCCAGGAUCUGGCUUUUGUUAUUGGUUGGCUGCCGCCUGAUGGCUAGAGGAGGGAGGAGUGAAUUCUCUUCAGUGUGUUCUGACGGAGCUGAAGUCCAGAAACCAUAUUACAGGUACAUGUGACAGGGCUGCAGCUAUGAGCGGACUCUUAAAGAGGAAGUUUGAAGAAGUCGACAUCUCCUCAACCUGCUCUUCUGUGCAAGAAUCAGAUGAUGAUGUUUUUAGCUGUGACAGUGCUGAGUGUGUUGAUAGUGUCUAUCUGUCCACAUCUAAUCAUUUUACCAGUACAUGUGACAGCGCUGCAGCUAUGAGUGGAAUUUUAAAGAGGAAGUUUGAAGAAGUUGACGGCUCCUCACCCUGCUCCUCUGUGCGGGAAUCAGAUGAUGAAGUUUCCAGCAGCGAAAGCGCUGACAGCGGGGACAGCGUCAAUCCAUCUACAUCCAACCACUUCACCCCAUCCUCCAUUCUCAAGAGGGAGAAGCGGUUGAGGACAAAGAAUGUGCACUUCAGCUGUGUCACCGUAUACUACUUCACCAGGAGGCAGGGCUUCACGAGCGUGCCCAGUCAGGGGGGCAGCACCCUGGGCAUGUCCAGCCGCCACAACAGUGUGCGCCAGUACACCCUGGGCGAGUUCGCCCGGGAGCAGGAGAGGCUUCACCGCGAGAUGCUGAGGGAACACCUCAGGGAAGAAAAGCUGAACUCUUUAAAACUAAAGAUGACUAAGAAUGGCACAGUGGAGUCAGAAGAAGCUAGCACUCUUACAGUGGAUGAUAUUUCUGAUGAUGAUAUUGAUUUAGACAAUACGGAAGUAGACGAGUACUUCUUCCUACAACCCCUGCCAACAAAAAAGCGAAGGGCGCUUCUGCGAGCCUCUGGAGUUAAAAAGAUUGAUGUGGAAGAGAAGCAUGAGUUGCGAGCCAUCCGCCUGUCUAGGGAGGACUGUGGCUGUGACUGCAGAGUGUUCUGCGAUCCAGAAACAUGUACUUGCAGCCUGGCAGGCAUUAAGUGUCAGGUGGAUCGGAUGUCUUUCCCCUGUGGCUGCACUAAAGAAGGGUGUAGUAACACAGCAGGUAGAAUUGAAUUUAAUCCUAUCCGUGUCCGGACUCACUUUUUGCACACAAUAAUGAAACUUGAACUGGAAAAAAACCGAGAGCAGCAAAUCCCCACACUGAACGGCUGCCAUGGGGAGAUAAGCGCACACAGUAGUUCCAUGGGCCCUGCUGCUCACUCUGUAGAAUAUUCUAUUGCAGACAAUUUCGAGAUUGAAACUGAGCCCCAAGCUGCAGUGCUGCACCUGCAGUCUGCAGAAGAAUUAGAUUGCCAAGGAGAGGAGGAUGAAGAGGAGGAGGAUGGGAGCAGCUUUUGCAGUGGAGUCACUGAUUCUAGCACACAAAGCCUGGCACCUAGUGAGUCGGAUGAGGAGGAGGAGGAAGAGGAAGAGGAGGAAGAAGAGGAUGAUGAGGAUAAAAGAGACAGCUUCGUGGAAGGUUUGGGCACCCAUGCUGAUGUUGUGCCUCUUCCUUCAGUCCUUUGUUAUUCAGAUGGCACAGCUGUUCACGAAAGCCACACAAAAAAUGCUUCUUUUUAUGCCAACUCUUCAACUCUCUACUACCAAAUAGAUAGCCACAUUCCAGGAACACCUAGCCAGAUCUCUGAGAACUAUUCUGAAAGAGAUACUGUCAAGAAUGGUACCCUUUCGUUGGUGCCUUACACCAUGACCCCAGAGCAAUUCGUUGACUAUGCCCGGCAAGCAGAAGAGGCCUAUGGUGCCUCCCAUUACGCAGCUGCCAACCCCUCUGUGAUUGUUUGCUGCUCCUCUUCAGAAAAUGAUAGUGGGGUGCCCUGCAAUAGUUUAUAUCCCGAACAUAGGUCCAGUCAUCCUCAAGUGGAAUUUCACUCAUACUUGAAAGGCCCUUCUCAGGAAGGGUUUGUCUCCACUUUGAAUGGUGACAGUCACAUUUCGGAGCAUCCUGCUGAAAAUCCUUUGAGCCUUGCAGAAAAGAGCAGAUUGCAUGAAGAGUGCAUCAAAUCACCUGUGGUUGAGACUGUUCCUGUUUAGUAGCUUAAAUUAUUCUAUUAUAGGACCAACUCUUCUAUUUAAGGCACUGCAUUUAAUUGGAUUUCCUGGGCUCAUCAUUGUUUAAACUGAAGACCGAAAAAUUUGGACUGUGAUUCAUCUUCCAGACUGUAUUUUGUUUUCUCCUUUUUAGCUACAUGACUGUGGCAUUGCACAAAUACAGUCACUAUGGGGGAAUUUAAAAGAUUUCAGACUGUUUUGAUAGAAAAUGCUACAUUUUAAAAAUGCGUAUCUCACAGUUGCCUACCUGUCAAACUGUGUGAAACCUGCCAAGCUGUGCAGAUCAGAGCUCCAAGUUUUGGAUUAUCGGGCCUGUGCAAGAUUGUUAACUAAGGCUGCAAAAUAAUAAGAUUUAGAGUCCUAAUUUUCGAUAUAUCUGAAGAUGAUGGGGACUUUUUAAUGGAAAAGUAAUUAUUGUAAGAAAAAGAUUUACUUGUUUCAUGUGUAUUUUAUUUAUAGUAGCUUAGAAGUCAUGUUUUGACAAAAAUGAACAGCAGCAUGUUCAUUCAAGCUGAAGAAGCCGAUCGACGACCACAGAGCAUGCCCACAUAGAUUGCAUCUGGAAUUCACUCACGUUUUUACGAUCCUGACUGUUCAGGUUUGCAAAUACUUUCUUAAGGGUGAAAUAGGCCUAUUUUUGCUAUUUUGGACAAAUAAGUGAGUCUAUAUGUGCAGGUCCUUACCCAGUUUUCUCUAGAGUUAAGAGUUAGGACAAUCCUCCGGGGAGGGUCCAGUUUCUUGCCCUCCCUCAGCUGACUUCCAAGGUGGAGGUAGAAGGAAUUGCCUUUCUUUUUAAAUAGCAUCAACUUGGUUCUUAGCCUGGACAGCACCUUUAAACUCUACCCCCUACAUCAAAAUGCACUUUAGUGCCCCUUCACGGUACCUUGUGUGGGGUGGGGACUGAGAACUCUUUGAGAUGAAAAAUUUUAAAAAUUAAAAAAAAAGAUCUGAAACUAUUCUAAGGUUCAUACAUACAGUUAACAUAGAGGAAUAAUCCAGUGACACUUGUGAAGGAAAAGUGACUUGUUUUCCUUCACCACUCUGAGGACCUAACUCAGUAAACGCAAGGAGGCUGAGGCAACAUGGAAGAGACAUUCUCAGCAAGCAGCCUUUUCUGCAACAUGAUCGGUCCAUCUCUACAAAUAAGUGUAUAAUGAAAUUUACACUUAGUGACUAGCUGAUCGAAGGGGGCCUCUACCCAAAUACUCAACUAGGCCUUACUUUUCUGAAGCAUUUUGAUUUGUCUUGCCUGGGACAAUUAACAGAACAGUCCAGAAUGCAUUGCAUACUCUAAUUACCUCACGUUCUCUUAUUAAAGAGAACAGAUAGAAAUAAAACAUGCACUCCCCACCUUUAGAUUACCUGCACUUAGUUCACCAGAGGACUUCUAAGAACCCUUUUUCCUGUAAAUUAAUUUAGCUAACAAAAUAGUGUGUUCCACUUUCCACCUUGCCCAAUGCAAUAUGACUAUGCUAAAUCUGUUUCACAUUUUUGACCUUCUCUUGUUAUAUCAUUUCACAUGUUUUAUGACUAUUUGAAAUGUGGACAUGCCUUGCUAUUGAGUGACUGCAUCGCUACUUAUUUUUUAUGUCUUUUAGACUUGGGUAUUUAGAAAUACAGAUAUAAAUAUAUUGUACAUCUCAGUUCCUUAAAAAUACUAUGUUAUUUGAUUCAAUUUAAAAAAAUGUUUGGUUUGGAGAAAGUCCUCCAAUGGAAAAGUUUCUACUAGAACUUGAUGUGGAGAAAACAUGUUUACUUGGCAGCUCUUCCAUGGUGGAGUUGGUUCUUGCCCCUUUUCUACCCCAUCUCUGGGCCAAGUUUGUAACCACUCAUAUUCACAUUAAAGAAGCUUUGGACUUGUGGAGGUGUAGGCAGCAGUAAUGAGAUCAGGAAUGUUCCAUUUUAAUGAUUAGCCAGGGAAUCAUUACAUACAGUUUUUAGUGCUUGAUCUCCAGGAUUGUUUUUCCCCCUCUUACUAAUACAAUAUAAAGAGCACAGUCACAAAGAGAAAAUGACAAGAGGUUAUUGGUCCUUCACUCAAGCAUAUGAAAAAAAUCAUGUGUUCCUCAUUUGCUGGACCAUUACAGGCUCUGGAAGAACUUACAUAUGAAGAACUCUGAGGUUAUUCAUGGAACACAGAGUAUGGGAGAUAAGGGGCAGAGCCAACUAGCUAGAGCACAGUUGAAAGGUGGAAUGGCAGUCCAGUUUCGGAACAGAUAGACAUUUUAGUUCAGCUUUUUUUACUCAAGACGGUGACUAUUUUAUGACUCGUUAUGUCACUGUUUUGUAGUUUUGUUUACAAAAGGAUACUGACAGAAAGAUUUGUUGAGCUUUGUUGCCUCUGUCUAAUUGGAUGACAAAGUCACUGCCUUAUUAAGUUUCAGCUAUCCAACCAUAACAACUUUGUUUCAAAUUUUCAUAGACCUAAGUGAACCUUCAGCAUCUCCUACAAAUAAAUACACAGGAUGCCCGUGAAAAAAACUCUCCAGUAUAACUGUACCUAAACCACACACGCAUGCACACACACACACACACACACACGCAUGCCAAGCACACGUACACAAAACAAGGAUACCACAUACUUGAGAGUGACAGAUUUUAGACAAUGUCCAGUAAUAAGUUUUCCUACCCUAAAAUUUGGUCUGGUUUUAUGAUCUAAAAAUAUAGUCUAGAAAAGAGUAUAAUUUUUAAGGCUGUAGUUUGAAAAUAUUGGGUCAAUGCUGCAAAUAAUACUAGUGAUGGAAUCAUUUCGCUACGACUUCCUUUCCCAGAAAAACUGAGAGAGCACAGUGUUCCAUCUGAAUUUUCCUGUUAAUAGCCUUCUAUUCAACAAAAAUUGCCCACAUACCAGGAAAGUGCUACAGUUAUUCUAAGCUUGUAAAAGGGGGAAUCAAGCUAGAUGCAGCCUGUUGGGAUCUUUGUACCAAGACACAAUAACCUGGCCUGCAGCUGUUGUAUCGACCCUAUUGUAUAUCUAACCAAAUUAGUCUUUUUUGACACACAGCUUUUCAGUCAUUCAUUGUCAAUUGCAAAGCUUCAUGCUCCAGACCCUGUUGUUUUAGCACCAGCCCUAUACCUUUAAAUGGGGGUUAAUUCCUGGCUAUAAUCCUGGCCAAAUUGAUUUGCAAGUCAAGUGAAUGGAGUAGCUUGCAUCUCCUUUGUCAUUCUUGAUCUCCUUUGGGGGAAAGAAAUCAAAGAAAGAAUUUUUACUUAAGUUUUCCUUCCUAUCUUUUGAACAUCAAUUACUAAGAGAUAAGUAAAAUCUAUUUGUUGCAUGUAUUUUGGUUUAUUGCACAAUAUAUGUAGUUAUUUUUGGAAGGCCUGUCUUUUCUUUGUGAUGAAAUUCCAUGUUUCCCUGGGAGUCUGUCACAAAUAAAAUGUGAAAUUAAUAUUUAUUCAGACAAUAAAAUCUUCUCAAUCUUAUGUGGCACACAAUACCCAUCCCCACAUUUCCCUCCGCCAAAAAACUAUGAGCUGUAGAAACAGAUUAAUCAUGAAACCAAUCAAUUGUUAAAUGAUUGUUUUCUUUAAAAUUUUAAACUAUAACAAAUGACUUAUAGCCAAAAGUCUUCAAGUUUUCUUUAAACAGAAAAAUAUGUCAUAAUCAAUAUCCUAAUAAUUGUUAUAUUACUGGCUCUUUAAUAUUUGAUAUUGUUAGUCAAGUUUAUGAUCCUUUGGUCUCAAUAUUCAGAAUUUAUUAAUUAUUCAUUUUUUAACAGUAUUUAUUAAACACCUGCUAUAAUAGAACAACUGUAAUGGGUAGUAAAAAAUAAUAAGGAGAAACUACAAAUUCUAAAGAAUCAAUGACAGUAAAGAGUGGCAUGAAAUAAGUAUAUUCAAAUAUUUUUGAUAUUUGAUUUUAUAAUAUAAAAUUAGAAAAUUGACAUCAAUUCUUGUCCAAUAAUAUACAAACUGCAACUGCUUCUUUUUCCUAAUGAAUGGAACUCACUGGAUCCUCCUUUUUUCUCCCUUCAUCUGAAAUAUAUGAAUUAAAUCUGGACUCAGGAGUGAACCAAAUAAAAAAGAGAUUUUCAGGCAAUUGUAAGUGAUGCUAAAUCUAUACCAGCAAACUCCCCUCAGAUAGUUUCAGAGGGUGGUUGAUUCAUGCAUAACCCAGGAAAGAUUUCAGGGAACUUUUGAAACAAAAAUACAAAAAACAGUCACUCUUACUUCUACUUAUAAACAGGUUAUCAAAAUAGCAAAACCCUAUUCCAACUUCCAUAGGCAUCACUUAGAAGCAGAUCGAAAACAAAAGAGGUCCCUGGGUCUCCUUUGCUUUGAGUUUGGAAUUACGAACCACCCUCUCAGCAGUGGAAAAUUGACCUCCUCAACAGGAAACUUCCUUUUUCAAAAGGUAACGCAAGCUCCUCUUUCUAUAAAUAUGACUUUAAUAAAAAUAUAACAUUAAAAUGGAAUCUUAAUCUCUCAAAACAGCUUCAUCGUCCUGAAAGUCCGUAUAUGAAAUACCCAGCUUAAAUGGGAAACAUAUUUCUGCUCAAAGACAAGACUUGACUCCAAUUUGAAAUAGGAACUGUCUGUUGUGUCCAUACCAAAAGUUUAAAUCCUCAAGCAUUCUUAGUUCUAGUGCACAUGUGCAACUUCUGACUGCAUCCCUUUUCUGAGAUCUGCUAAUUUAUGCUGAGGUGAUUUAAAUGCCCCAACCACAUGGCACAGGUCUGCAAAAACAGCACAGCUCACCAGAUGUUUUCUGUAGCAUUAAAGAAUUUAAUUGACUUAAUCGACUGAAUACCAGCAACUCACUCGACAACUCACUAGAAUUACAAAACUGGCAGGAUGGAUGUGAGGAUGGAACACAAGCUUAAUAAGUGGUGGCAUCUCUUAGGAACUAUUAAAAAGUUUCAACAGAACUGGACUGUGUCUUAUAGUACUAGAAAGCUCAGAGAGAAGGCAGUCUCUUCUAGUCUUCAUGCCUCAAAGGGGCAGCCUAGCCAUCCUCAGCCUAGUUGGUGCUUAUGUCAGUGGAACAACACCCACUUCAAUUGCAUUUUACUAUCUACAGGUCACUUGAUUCUGUAGAAAUAAAAAUACAGACCUACACCAUUCUAAGAAACUUUUAGAAAGAAAUUGAAACACAUUUUUAUAUUAAAAUGACUAAUAAAUGACUUGUGUUAUUGUCAAAAAUAAGGAAUUGAGAAGUAAAAGAGCUCUUUAAUAUUUUACCAGCCAAAACUAUAUGUUCAAUGUGACUCUUUUAAAAAGUCACUUCUAACCUUUACUUUGACUUUUCUCAUGGAUUUUCAAGAGAGACCAUAAGACCAAUUUCCUAAACAGCAUAGUUAUUUUAUUAUUUUCUUUCUUUUUAAUCAAAAUUCAAAGGCAAAAGCUUCAUGUUGCCUGGGUUUUCCUUAUGCUCGGUCCUGAGCUAGUCCAUUACUAGCUGGCAUGUCUGGCUUCUGAGAGUGUGGGAUCAGAAAGCAUGAUGGGAAAUAGGAAAGUACUCACGAUCAGAUUCACAGUCUAAGCCAACAUGUCUUUAAAGUUCACUUUUUCUAUGUAUGCUGUUUUAGUCUCAUUACUUAAAGCCUGGAAUUUUAGUGAAUCUAGGUAUGUGUUACAUCAAUAAGAAAUGCCAUAAUUUCAAAGAUAUAAAUCAUGUUGUAACUACUCUCACUUGUAAUAGAUAUAUCACUAUAUAGAGUAAUUGCUAUCUAUUUGAUUCCUUAUACUUGGUUAUACUUCAAGAAAAAUCAACUCUACUGUGUCAUUUUAUUCUUGUCUUACAAAAAGAUUUGGGCAAGAAUAUAGAUAGAAUUUAUUUUAAAUAGUAUUUAAAUUCAACAUACUAAUAAUGUAAUUCCUCUUUGUAUUACUCAUUACCAUGUUAAUAGUAAAGUUAUUUCAGUAAUUCUGAUUUUAAUGACAUGUAUAAGGCCAUUGAAAUAUUUUUGUUUGUUUGUUUGUUUUCUGGUACCUGGGAUUGAACUCAGGACCUCGAGCUUUCAAGGCAGGCACAGUGCCACUGAACUAAAUGCCUGGCCCCAUUUAAAUAUUUUUAUGAUAAUGUAUAUUGAUUAGAGUUAGGAUGAGGCUAAUUUAUGGUAGAAAUUAGCCUUGUUUUUGUCAAAGUUAUUUACACUAUUAGUUGUUAUUUUGAAAAAGCAUGAUAGUUAGAUAUCAUUUUCCUCUCUCUUUUAGCUUUUUCCCAUAUUUUUUAUCUGGCUUGAGAUUAUCUUUAAAGCUAUUUCUUAAUGAGUAUUUGGAGGAAACCCAACAUAGAAUAUGUCUCUUUAAAACUUAUCUAGGGAUUUUUAUCUCCAGAGAUCUGUAUCACAUCUUACUGUCCCACUAGACCACCCACCCUCUUCUCUGUUCCAUCCAUCCUAAUAUUGUUUUGUUAUCUCUAUGUAGAAAAAAAUAUAAAAAGGAAGUUCAAAUAUUUUACCCUGUUAGUACAUUUUACCCUAUUUUGUUUUGCUCUUCCUUUUUCAAGUUGACCACCAAGUUUUUCUCCUAAACUUAGGUUAUCAGUCUUUACAAUUGUAAAGAUCUAUAUAGACUGUGCACGUUUAUUUAAAUAUGAAAGAAAAGGAAAGAGUAAAAUUCAAAUCUGAAUUCUCCUAAAGAGGAAAACCUACAUAACUAAAUCUAGGACAUAAAUUGCUGACUGUUUUUUGUUUGUUUAUUUGUUUUAUAAGUUAGUGUUAAUCUUUGAGUGAUUUAAUGAUAGUCAAAUAAUAUCUGAAUUUUAUAGAUUUUAAAAUUUAAUAGUUGGAGUGUCAUUUUGUUUGUACCACAAUCAAACAAGGUUUCUUGCCAAAGGUUACCAUCAGAACCCUAGUUUAUUAGGCACUAGUCAUGCCAAAUGGAUAGUUCAGAAUGAUUUAAUCUUUUUGAAGAUACAAUGGCCAACUGUGUGUGAAUAAUGGAAAGUUUGAGAUUCUUCUGUAUUCUUUAAUUUUUAUAGUCCUGAGACUAGCAGGGCUCUCUAGAGGUCAUCUGGCUCAUCCAUCUACCUCCAGGGAGGACUGUCACUCAGGCAUGCCCAACAGGAUAGAUAACCAUCUAUUCUUACCAUCUCUAGGGGAGGAAAGUUUCCUUGGCAACACAAUCCAGCUCUUUUAGGGUUUCUCACAAUAAGAAAAUAUCUUGGCCACUUUUAGUGGCCUAGGCACCUGGCAACAGUUGUGCUAAUUUGGACCAUUGUACUGGGAGACUCCAGAGAAGUUAGGUUUCUCCUUACAUCUGACUGUUAUUACAUAUGGCUAUAAGUUUCCUAAGAAAUCAAAUUUUCAAAGAAAGAUAUAACUAUUCAAACAGUUCCCAGUUAAUGUAACCUGCUUUUGGCAAAUGUUGCUAUAGAUGGUUUUUAUUCGCGUCUUUAUUUAUUUAUUUUUGUUGCUGUUAGACCAGGAAUUAAUAUCAGGAAAAGUGACUGUUUCAGAUCCCCAGUGACAAACACCAGAACUAGAAUCAAGUGACUCAACUUCAACAGUGUUCAACUUUUUGAGAAGUUACAAUUACAAAAAAGUAAGCAUGUGCUAUGUUUUUGCUUCUAAAUAAGUACCUUCUCAUUAAUCUUUCUUUAGCCUAAAAAGACAAAUAAGAAUCUAAAGUUUUUCCACUCCUGCUGGAGAAGAUGUAACUGUGAAGAAUAUGAUCUGGAAUAAAAUGAUUCCAGAGACUCACUCAACCACAUUUGAUCCCAGCCUUUGUCCUCAUGUUUUUUAAACAAUGGCUGCUGGCUUUCUCAGGGAUCGGGAAAAUGAUUUUUCAAAUUAUCAUCUUGACAAGGUCUGAAAACAAAGGGAGGAGUCCUGGACAAUGGUGAUUGUGUUUUCUUAUUCCAUCACUUGACCCAAGCACUCCCUGAAGCUUUCAGAGCCUUUUUCUGUUUCCUCAGAGUUGACUCCAACUCAGAGGCCAAGCUGAAUGGACGAGGAGUACCCCCCAAAUCAACAUUUCCUUUCUCCAUGGGAUUUGUUUCAAUCUAGGAACAGCUGCUUAUCUCCCCAACUCGGAUGCUCUUGUGAAAUGACAGCCACAGCAGUGUGGUUGCUUCCCACAGAUAACACUUUGGGGAAAUGGCCCUUGUUGUCUUUAAAAAGUGCUGCAGAACGCUCAUGUAAAGAAUGGUGAAUAAAAUUUGGCCCAUGUUUUAAUUGACUCUAGCCACCACUAUGAAAAUAAGUCUGAGGCGUAGUUUGUGAAACAUGUUUCAAAAGUGUUUGAUGUAUAAUAAAUGCUAGACAUUUACAGUGCAGAAAUUGUAAAAACAAAAAAAUUAAACCUGUAGAUUACAACUCUGUUCCUAAGAACCUCAGCAUUUAUUGUGUCUUAGUAAAGUUGAUCUGCUUUCUUUUUCGUUUAUCGCAUUUCUGGUGUAAUAGCCUCUUAAGAUAGAACUAUUAAUACAUAUGUACUGGUUAAUGCCUGUUAAUGCAGAAAAUGGCACUUUGUUAUUUCAAUGUGUUUCCCUCAGUGUCACAGGGUAUAUCAAUUUGACAGGAAAGGUCAUUUAACAUUAGUCAAAAAGACAUUUUUGCCGUAAAAUAUAUAUGUAUAAUUGGUUACAUAGGUAAAUGUCACCUUUUGAAGUGUCUUUAUCUUCAUCAUAGUCUUAGACAUCAACUGUGUCUCUACUUUCCAGCUGCCAUAGAAAUUUGGUAGAUUUGCAAAUUCUGGUGAAAUCUAGUGAGCUGAAUGUAUUGGUAGAUCAAAUGAUCCAAAGGACUUAGGUAUUAUUCUUCUGUCUGUGUUGGACAUUCAGACAUUAGAAAUGGUCUUUACACAAGGGAAGUCUUUUUGGAGUAUAUGUAUUUUAUUUUAUAUUGUGUUUGAUGCUGUAAAAAAAAAAGAUGUAACUUUAAAAACUCAAAAAAACCACUGCACUGUAAAGUAUAUUUUGGCAUAAUGAUUGGUUUUAUCCUUCAAUUGAUUUUUUAUUAUUACUUUUGCUCAAUAGAUAUUUAAUUAUUAUUGUGUUCAAUCUAAUGAUGUAUGAAGUUUGAAAAGGAAGAAAAUCAAACUGUAAUCCAUACGUAGCCAUUUUACACCAAGAUGUCAUGUUGUGUGUCACACAGUUUUGAGAUUGAUUUCUCUUGUGUACAAGUUAUAAAUAACAUCAAAGAUGCCAAAGGGUAUAUAAAAUAAGCUACAAUAAUAUUCAACAGAACUUAGUCUGGACUUUAUGUUGUAAUAAUUUAUUCAUAUUAGCUGUAGUUGUCUGUAUUUAUAUUUUCAGUAUUUAUUACAAAUGACAUGGAAAUUCGUGUAUUUAUUGUGGCUUUUUCUUGCAAUGUGUGUGUAUACAUAUAUUACAAAUAAGCAUUUUUAAGUCUUAUCUUUAAGUUUCUUUUACUAGUGGCACUUGUAUUAUGCUGUACUUUUUAUUAUAUAUUGUACAAUAUCUUGUCCAUUUGUUUGCAGCAGAGUAAAACCAGUUUCUAAGUUAUA
Messenger RNA from Heterocephalus glaber (naked mole-rat), 11581 nucleotides. RefSeq names its product cysteine and serine rich nuclear protein 3 (gene Csrnp3). Lineage: Eukaryota; Metazoa; Chordata; Mammalia; Rodentia; Bathyergidae. The record is from RefSeq and is a predicted model, not a curated record. Gene Ontology annotation, biological process: regulation of transcription by RNA polymerase II. Gene Ontology annotation, molecular function: DNA-binding transcription factor activity, RNA polymerase II-specific; sequence-specific DNA binding. Gene Ontology annotation, cellular component: nucleus.